AUGCUGAUGGUGAGACAGAAGACUGAGAAAGACGACCUGAAGAAGAAUGAAGCUGUUGAUCUGGACUCUGUCUUCCUGCUGUCUCCGGUCUACAGCGCCUCUCUGUCUCCUGCUGAAGACGAAUGUCCCAACAUAACAUUCACCAUCUCCGUCUCUGCAGGUCUACGGACCUUCAGGCAUCUGAAGGAGAUCCAGGCUCCAGCCACCAAUCUGGACCUGCCAGUCCUCUACCUGCUGGCCUUCAGCGUGGGACUCACCAUCAUCCUGGCUCUCUGGGCCCAGGUGUUCAGGACCAAACCACUACCGUCCACCACGUUACUCAUCAACCUGACAGUGGCUGACUGCCUCCUACUGUUGGUGCUCCCGUUUUGUAUUAUCUACCACUUCCGGGGGAACCACUGGGGGCGGGGGGAGCCUUUUUGCCGGGUUGUCAUGCUGUUUUACGGCAACAUGUACGGCUCCAUGUGGUGUCUGGCCCUGGUGGCCCUGGACAGGUAUGUGGCUUUGGUUCACCCGUUUAGUGCCAGGACUCUGGGUAGCCGGAAGGUGUCUGUGAUCAUGACAGUUGCGGUGUGGCUGGUGGUGCUAGCCGCUAUGCUACCACUGCUCCUGUCACGGCAGACCUACGUGCUGGAUGAACUGAAGAUCACCACCUGCCAUGAUGCCCUCCCUGAGGAGAAACACCAGGGCUACUUCCUGCCAUGCUUUGCCACCUUGUUUGCCUCUAGCUUCAUAGUUCUAUAGUAGUUCUACAAGUUCAGACUGGGUUAAAAGUACAGACUAUUACUUUGAAAACACUUGAAAUUUGACAAUAAAUGAUAAAGAAAUGUACGUACAUUGUUGAUUCUAUUUACAUCAGGGAACAUUAUUUCAAGUGACAUUAGAUUUGGAUCUUUGCUGGGAGGAAAUUAUAGUAACUGGACCUCUUUGAAUCUUAAUUUAAUCCCCCUGGUCUAAGAUCCAAAGUGUGGGCCCACUUUAUCUAAGUUGACAAAGAUUUGUCUCAAUGCAACAUUUGUCUGAGACAAGUUUCAUCCAAGGGAGGUAACACCAGCAACAUCAAGAAGCACUUGCAGUGCGCUUAUAAUAUAAACCUGAAGCACCGGCUUCUUGUCUGAAUCUUAAUCGUAAUGUCUUUAUUGUUUACUCUCUCGUAGCAAUAAGAGUAUCGAUAAAUAUUGGUAUCGAUAAGGAGUAUCAGUAUUGGUAUCGGUAUCGAUAAAAUCAUAACGAUAUACAUCCCUACUUAUUUCAGGUCUCAUCUCACCCUUUGUUCGAUCAGGUAAGAUUCUGGGUGCAAUGGAUAUGUGGUUGGUGGGACUGAUGACAGUGCAGAGGGAGAACGCUGCUAGAGGUUGAUUUGCGACUGGAAUUACUCACAGAUGCAGUCCAGUUUAAAUCUUCAACUACACCGUGCAUUGCUUCUGCAGCUUCCAGCACAUGUGCCUCCACCAUGGUCAUAUCAGCUGCUCUAUGUAGCAAUUUCACUCCCAGUUCUGGGUCUAUUCUCGCCAUUUCUUUUUGAUUUUGCACACACCUGGCAAGCUUUUGCAUUUUCAGUUGAACCUCUUGGCUAGAUAUGAUGCCUUUACUCCUCUUAGCACUGGAGACACACAAUUUGUAUGGUUAUCUGCGCUAUAUAAAUAAAAUUGAAUUGAACUUGAUGCUUGUUACUUCAAAACAUCAAAAUUCCACUGCCAAUGAAGACAGAGUCAUGUUAAGAUCAAACAUUUACAGUCGCACUUCUUCAUUAACAUGCUGCAAAUAAAAAGAAUGCAAAAACACUGCAGUGUACAUAGCUCUAAAUUUAAACAUAAAUUCCAGUCUUACACUCUAGGUAACAGUUUCAGUGGCUAUUCGCUUAUACAUAGACUAUAAAUAAAUCCACUUUUAUCAAAAUAAUCUCUAAUAAAUAUUCUUUAAUACGUCUACAAUCAAAUGAACUCACAGUGUUGCCUUCAUAGUGAUUCAAAGCCUGUGGCUGCAGGCUCCUUCAAGAGAUAUACAUGAAGAUAAUGAAAUUGUCUAAUUGCCCAUUUGCUAAUGCAAUUACACUUUACAACUACAAAUAAUUAACAAUCAAUAAGGAGGGAAUGUGAAACUUAAAGACAAUGGUCAAAACUGUCUGACCAGAAGGAACCAAGGCAGUGACUUUUAUUGAUAAAUGUUUUAACUAGUUUAAAAUCCUCCUUGUACUAUUUAGUGUCUAUAGAUUUUCUGAAUGUGAGCCUCUUUUUACCAAUACCUUCCUCACACCAAACACACUGCAUUCUCCAUACUGCUCCAGAACUUAAUACAGAAUAUAUCUUAUUUUAUUUCCAUUUCUUUCUCUGCAUUUAAAUCCAUGUAUUCAUUAAAAAGCAGUGUGGACACAGAUCAGUGGGAAUAGGUUUAUCAAUUAUACAUACACAGUCGUAUGACAGAUUAUUUUCUGUUUAUAGAGGCUGCAAUGACCUUUUGGAUCUGCCACCUGCCUGCUCCGUUGUGGUUUUUCCACUUUGCCUUUGUUACACCCGGCUUUGGACCUCCCACCUGCCCCCCAUCGGUAAUCUUGACUCUCCACACACUGGACUCCGCUAAGGGUGAAUUUUUGCCCUCUGUUGACCUCCUGCAUAAUAAUUCUGGAAGUCAUCUGCUCAACCCUAUUCCUGCCUCAAACUUUAUUAUCAUUCCACGCUGUUUUGUGCUGCAUUUGGGUUCUACACUACACCCAUUUCAGAAAUAUCAUUAUGCUUCACAUAGUGUGCUCCUGUUUGUCUGGUUAAUUUGUUCACAUGUUCUAUUUACUCUUUACUCUGAACUUACGGAAACUGUAUCUGUUAAAAUUUCAGACGUAUUAUAGACAAAUGCUAAAUUUAUUGCCACCUCUGUAUCAGCUACCCUAGUGAGGAUCAACUCGGGCUAACAUUUAUGAGUAGGACUGAAGCCUUGGUUUAAGGUUCUCCUGACCUCAGGUCUUGUAACACAACCUUCUCAAUAUUCCUGGGUUACAGGUAACUGCAGUACAGUGUUACUGUUGCUGCAUGCAUGCUUAUUAUCCCAAUCUGCAAACCCAAAAGUCUUUAAU
Messenger RNA from Mugil cephalus (flathead mullet), 3067 nucleotides. RefSeq names its product proteinase-activated receptor 4-like. NCBI's taxonomy places the organism in Eukaryota, Metazoa, Chordata, Actinopteri, Mugiliformes, Mugilidae. Gene Ontology annotation, molecular function: G protein-coupled receptor activity. The record is from RefSeq and is a predicted model, not a curated record. Gene Ontology annotation, biological process: positive regulation of Rho protein signal transduction; phospholipase C-activating G protein-coupled receptor signaling pathway. Gene Ontology annotation, cellular component: membrane.